Messenger RNA from Mesocricetus auratus (golden hamster), 1214 nucleotides. Its product is annotated as selection and upkeep of intraepithelial T-cells protein 7-like. Gene Ontology annotation, biological process: regulation of cytokine production; T cell receptor signaling pathway. The record is from RefSeq and is a predicted model, not a curated record. Lineage: Eukaryota; Metazoa; Chordata; Mammalia; Rodentia; Cricetidae. Gene Ontology annotation, molecular function: signaling receptor binding. Gene Ontology annotation, cellular component: external side of plasma membrane.
AUGAAGCUUAGGUUCUCUUACUUUUCUGGAUACUGUGGAUACUUCCUUUUUCUGCAAGUGACGAUGUCCUCAGAGAAACUAGUGAUACCUACUCGCAAAGGACAGGUGUUAGCUAGAGUAGGAGACCAGGCUGAACUCAGCUGCCAGGUGAUCCCACCACGCAGUGUGGAGUACAUGGAGGUGCGUUGGUUCAGGAGUGGCCAUUCCCAACCUCUUUACCUAUACAGAGGUAGCCAUGGAGCGAAUGGAGAAGCUGCACCUGAAUAUGUGAAUCGUAUAGAGUUUGUGAAAGAGGCCAUUGGAAAGGGAAAAGUGGCCCUCAGAAUUCAUAAUAUCAGCAUUCCUGAUGAUGGGCUUUACCAAUGUUCACUUAAUGACAGUGUCUUCAGUUAUGUGGACAGCAUGAAUCUCAGUGUGGCAGCAGUUGGAUUGGAGACACAGAUUCAUGUUCAGGCUCCUGGUGCUGAUGGAGUCAUUGUGGAGUGUAACUCAACAGGGUGGUUCCCUCAGCCACAAAUGGAGUGGAGAGACAGCAGGGGCAAAGCACUUUCACCAUCAUCAAAAUCAUAUUCACAGGAUGGCUUUUUCCACUUAAAGACAACUCUUCUCACAAAACGGUCACAGGGUGUUAUCACGUGCUGUAUUUUCAACCCUUUAACAGGUGAAGAGAAGCAAACAAGUAUCAUCCUAGCAAAUGACCUCUUUAAUCAAGAGCACAUUUGGAUGAACCUUUUGACUUCCAUUGCAUUUAUAAUGAUCAUUGUAUUUGUGAUAUACAUCUGCUUUCACAUAAGACAAGGAUCUCCAUCUGCUUGUCAACUUCGGUAUCACUGUGUAUUUAACUCAGAGCCCUUUCAAAUAUUGAGCUUCCUAUCCUGUACUGUUGUACUCUUUGCUGUAUAUCUACCACUCCGGAUCAGAGUCUCUAUUUCAGAUCCUCAGUUUUCCUUAUAUAACUCCUGGAUAGCCGAAUUGCUCUUUGUGAUAUGUUUCCUGGUGGCAUGUUUCGUCUUACCAAUCAUUGGAUUAUUAUUGAAAGAACUUGGAGAUUUCCAUCAAUGGACAGAAAAACUCAGACAGCUUAACUGGAUGAGAAAAAGCUCAUGAGGUCUCAAUCCUCCACAAAGAACUCUAGACAACUGAGGAAAGCUGGAAUCAGGAGAGGUGUUUUCCACAGGAAAGAGCUACCAAUUGAUUGUCUAGUGGCAAAUCAA